UCUUAUUGGGUAUGGCUGGAAACUCCCCCAAGCUGCAGAGUUUAAACAGCCCUGGGGAACCUGCCUGUGCUGGGUGGAGUCUGUGUUAAGGUCAGAAGUAUCUUUCAGGGAACCAGGAGCUCAGGAACAUGUCAGGGAAGCCCAGGCUUACCUACUUGAAUGGAAGGGGCCGGAUGGAGUCCAUACGAUGGCUGUUGGCAGCAGCUGGUGUGGAGUUUGAAGAAGUUUAUUUGGAAACAAAAGAGCAGUAUGACAAGUUAAUUAAAGAUGGAUUCCUGCUCUUCCAGCAAGUGCCCCUGGUUGAGAUCGAUGGGAUGAAGAUGGUGCAGACCAGGGCCAUCAUGAGCUACAUAGCAGGGAAAUACAAUCUCUAUGGGAAAGACUUGAAGGAGAGAGCCCUGAUUGAUAUGUAUGUGGAGGGAAUAUCAGAUCUGAUGCAAAUGAUUUUGGUGUUUCCUUUCUCUCCACCUGAUGCAAAGGAGAAAAAUCUUGAGUCAAUUAAGGAGAGAGCAACUAACAGGUACUUUCCAGUCUUUGAAAAGGUUUUGAAACAACAUGGCCAAGACUUUCUUGUGGGCAACAAAUUCAGCUGGGCAGAUGUUCAGCUUAUAGAAGCCAUCUUAGCAGUGGAGGAGAAAGUUCCUGAUGUGCUCUCAGGGUUUCCUCAGUUGCAGGUGUUUAAAACAAAAAUGAGCAAUAUACCUACAAUUAAGAAGUUCCUGCAGCCUGGCAGCCCAAGGAAACCCCCACCAGAUGCCCAUUAUGUAGAAACUGUGUUGAAGGUUUUUAAGAAAUAAAAGCCUUGCUACCUUUGGCAAGACCCAAAAUGCUGGGAGAGUGGGGAAAGCAGAGCAGCAACCCCAAUCCUUAAACCAAAGGAGAAGAAAGCUCAGCAAAUUAGUGUUGUUUUAGUUAAAACCAGUGCUAGAGGAACAAAGCAACCCAUACCAGAAAUAAAUCAUUCUGUUACACUGG
Taeniopygia guttata (zebra finch) is the source of this 975-nucleotide messenger RNA. Its product is annotated as glutathione S-transferase. Lineage: Eukaryota; Metazoa; Chordata; Aves; Passeriformes; Estrildidae. Gene Ontology annotation, molecular function: glutathione transferase activity. The record is from RefSeq and is a predicted model, not a curated record. Gene Ontology annotation, biological process: glutathione metabolic process.